GACACGUUUUCCAACACGCUUCCAAGAAGAAAGAGCAAAUGGAGAUAACUUUAUCACAUUUUAUUUAACACUGUGAGACUUUAGAAGUGACUUUGGGACCCUUCGAAUUGUUACUGCAAGAAACAUGUCAAAGUUGGACCUAUAAAUUUCACUGAAUCACCCCUUUCUUAAUUGACUAUGGGGGGAAAAAAAGAUUAUUAGGGCAUGUUUUGACAAUUAUAAGUCAAAUAUUAACGUUAAUAUAAAGCUUUUUUACUCACUUAACUCACUGCAGCACUUCGGAGUCUUCAAAUUGUCUACGCAAAGGAACAAUGUGUACCAGACUCGACCAUUCAGGAUGCUCCAGAUGAGCCACUGAAGACACGUUUAGUCUGUGAGAUUAACUUUACACCCAGGUUUUUGGCAUGAGAUGAACCCAAAACUCUUGGCAGCAGCGACUUAUUAGCAGUCCAUGGAGGUAUUUUUUUAAUACAAUUACAUUUGAGAAUGAGGAACAGGUAUGCAGUCAUCCUUAUCUGCAUUGUGGCACUUGUCAUCAUUGAAAAGGAAAACAACAUUAUUUCAAGGGUCUCAGAUAAGCUGACAAUCCGACGAACAACACAGACUCCAGAGCCCCCAGUGCUCUACAGUGCUUUCAACAGUUCCUAUCCAGAGGAGAUGUAUGCUGAGAAUGCCACACAGUUAUUAAGGGCAGGCCAUAAGCACAUCAUUUUGAUGGCUACAACUCGUACAGGUUCCUCCUUCGUGGGCGAGUUUUUCAACCAACAGGGUGCAAACAUGUUUUACCUCUUUGAACCGCUAUGGCAUGUGGAGAAAAUGUUAGCGAUUGGCACGAGUGGCACUAAUACUAGUGCAGCUGUUUGGGUGUACAGGGAUGUCCUGCAGCAUCUUCUCUUGUGUAACUUCUCCAUGUUGGAGCACUUCAUCAGUCCUCCUCCUCAGGAUCAUGUUACCCCUGCCCUCUUCCGCAGAGAGUCCAGUAUAUCCCUGUGCGAGGAGCAAGUCUGCACUCCUGUCAUCAAAGAUGUUUUCGAGAGGUACCACUGCAAGAUAAGGCGGUGUGGACCGCUCAAUCUGACCUUGGCAUCUGAGGUCUGCCAUGCAAAAAAGCACAGGACAAUCAAAUCUGUGAGGGUCCAGCAGCUGGAUACGCUUCGUUCCCUAGUGGAGGACCCUCGAUUGGAUGUCAAACUCAUACAGCUGGUGAGGGACCCGCGAGCCAUCCUGGCAUCAAGGAUGGUGGCUUUUGCCAGUAAGUAUCAGAACUGGAAAAGUUGGGCUGUGAAUGGAGAUGUGCCUAUUGAGGAUGAGCAGAUGAAACGCUUAGAAGGAAACUGUAACAACAUCCGCAUGUCUGCAGAGCUGGGCUUGAGUCAGCCUAAAUGGCUGGAAAAACGUUACAUGCUUGUACGUUAUGAGGAUAUCGCCAGGUAUCCCAUGCAGAAAGCAGCUGAAAUGUACAAUUUCACAGGGAUUUCAUUUACGUCACAAGCGAGGGACUGGAUCCUUAAGAACACACAUGCUUCAACGGAGGCCAGUGGUGUGUAUUCUACCCAAAAAAACUCCUCAGAACAGGUUGAAAAAUGGCGGUUUAGGAUACCAUUCAAACUAGCCCAAGUUGUACAGCAAGUUUGUGGACCAACCAUGAAGCUUUUUGGGUAUAGAUUCGUAGACAAUGAACAGAUGUUGGUAAACAGAUCUUUUAGUUUGCUUGAAGAGAAAGAAUUUACUUUGUCAUAAAUUUUUUUUUAAAUCCCCCAAAAAACAUGUAUUGCAGAAACUAGCACAUUGGGAGAUUGUACCUUUUAAAGGAAUAGUCAACCCCAAAAUGGGCUUCUCAUCAUUAAAUCUCAUGCAAUCCCAGAUUUAAUGAUGAGAUUUAAUGAUGAGAAGCCCAUUUUGUACCUUUUAAAGGAAUAGUCAACCCCAAAAUGGGCUUCUCAUCAUUAAAUCUCAUGCAAUCCCAGAUUUAUAUGACUUUCUUCUAUUGAACACAAAGUAUAUUUUAUAGUAUAAACAAUAUUUUAGCUCUGCUGGUCCUCACAAUGCUAGUCAAUAGGGUCCAAAACUUUGAAGCUCAAAAAUCAUUUAAAGGCAGCAUAAAAGUAAUCCAUACAAAUACAGUGGUUUAAUUCAUAUCUUCAGAGGUGAUAUUAUAGGUAUUCGUGAGAAACAGAUCAAUAUUUAAUAACGUAGAAUCUGUGCAUAUCGCCACCUACUGGGCAGUUUAUUAAUGGCUUUUUUGAAGGAUGUAAAAAAGGAUAGAAAACUAAUUUUCAGGCUAUUACUCAAUAUUAACUGGGAAAUAACUUCCACUGCAUGAACAGACAUUCAGUGUAAAAAUGUAGCUUUUGACAGCCAGCUGUGACAGAGUAAAAUGUUUGCAUUAUUCUCCACAAAUCUGAGGUAGAGAAUAGACCUCUGUCCAUGCAAUUUAAUUAUAUUUUAUUUGCAUUUAUAAUUUUUUUUAAAUGUUUUAAAUUGCAUAUUUUCAUAGAUUUAUUUAAAUUAACAACAACAUUGGAAAAUGAAGAGAACGGUUUGGAAAGUAAAACUUACAGAUAUUUUUUUUUACACAAUUACAGUUAAGGUUUAUGUUUGUAAACUCUUGCUAAAGCAAGUAACAUUAACAGGAAUGAUUUCAUUCUUCAUACAAAAAGAGAAAACAACCAGACUCUCAUAACUGAGUCAUUUUAAGUGUCUGUGUGUUUUCUCACAGGAUGGAUCAAAAUACUCUAUUCUGACUUGCUGCCUGCAGUGCGAAAUAUUCCAAGAGCAUCUGUUCUUCAGCUAUGGCACAGUACACAUCAGGA
This is a messenger RNA of Xyrauchen texanus (razorback sucker), 2813 nucleotides long. Its product is annotated as carbohydrate sulfotransferase 3-like. Lineage: Eukaryota; Metazoa; Chordata; Actinopteri; Cypriniformes; Catostomidae. The transcript is spliced from 3 exons. Gene Ontology annotation, biological process: N-acetylglucosamine metabolic process. Gene Ontology annotation, molecular function: chondroitin 6-sulfotransferase activity; N-acetylglucosamine 6-O-sulfotransferase activity. Bases 487 to 1740 code for a protein of 417 amino acids. The record is from RefSeq and is a predicted model, not a curated record.